AUUAACACUUUGGGAGCCUCUGCAAUGAGAACCAGGGAUUGGAAUUAUAAUCCUGAAGAGAAUUAGCCAUCAUCAUCAUCAUCAACAGCUCAAAUGAGACAGCUGGACACAAUAACAUAGUAGCAUCGCUUUAUGCAUUUGAUUAGAUACGUCUCAAUGCUGCCCACCAAUUAUGCUGUGAAAUGGUAACCUAAUGCCACGGGGAUCCUGUUUUGAUGAGGAAAAUGAAUAGCCUGACGGAUAUCCGACAGAGAUUAUAGCAGUUAUGAAAUUGACAAUAUUCAAAGUGAAUGAAAUUAGCACGCCAUUUGGCGGUGCUGAUGUUGCCUUUUCUGCACCAGUUCGAUGUCGUUGCGUGAGGCUGGGCACUAUGUUAGAUAUAGGAAAGACAUUGGAUGUGUGCAUGCGAAGACCAUGGUGUUUUAGCGCGUGUUGAAUUCUGUGAGCCUGUGGGAUGUAGCACAUCCCCGGUUUUUAUUCGUUGUAUUUGCGUCGAAACAUGCAAUGCGACCCGAGGUGUGAGAAAAAUGCCUGUAGCUCAUGUCGUUGUUGCGCCGCACCCCGGGUCUCUAGCUGGGCUCGACAACGAUAGACUAACCUCAGUUUGUAGCUGAAGAGGAGACAAGCAAGUUGAAGAAUGCUUUACCACCCUACCUUUUUAAUUUGUAGCAAAAACAUAUAGCAAGCAUCUUCCUCGCCUCCAUGAUCUUUCCGGAUGUCUCUGCAAGACUAGGCAAAUCAGCCGGUUUGUUUUAAGUGAGGAAUCUGUUGCGCUCCUGUGCCGUGGAGAGCGCGGUUGGAGAGGUAGCCUACCCCAGCCCGUGGAACUGCUUGAUCAGCCUCCGACUACUAGCGGAGGACCACACUGUAUACCAGCUCCUGAUGAUGGGAGGAAUGUUCUGACUAGAAACCUCUUGAGACUGAGCAACACCAGACAGGAGAGGAGAGACGGAGACAGACCAGACGCUGACUCUGCGUGCCAGGUUAGGGCCUGGAUUCUUGCCGGCGCCUGUGGAUCUGGCUCAAAAAUACUAAACUUCCCUGUUUGGGCAUUUGUCUGGACAGGGACAUCCUCACUGUACAAGCAGCUUGACUUUGUAGCAGCAAUUUUGCAAACAUUAGUAUUUUGCGGUCAGACCCUAAGCAGCAUCCCAAAGAGCCUCUCCAGGGGCCAAUUUAGUGAACCAGAGACUAGGCAGUGGUCACUAUGCAGGUUUCUUUCGCCUGCACUGAGCAUAACCUGAAGAGCCGCAGUGAGGACCGACUAUGUGGCCUUCGCACCGCACCACCCCCUGGGGGAGGUGGUGGAGGGAGCAACCAAGGGGGUAAUGGCAACUACAACACCCAUGGCUCAGCCAAGCCCAGGGAGCAGUUGGGGUCCCGCCCGGUUCCCCAGGGCCAUGCCCACAUGAAAGAAGCCAUAGGGCGCCACAGCAGUAUGAAAUACAGGAACCUGGGGAAGUCUGGUCUGCGUGUGUCCUGCUUGGGGCUGGGCACCUGGGUGACAUUUGGAUCGCAGAUCUCUGACGAGAUGGCUGAGAACCUGAUGACCAUUGCCUAUGAGGCCGGGGUGAACCUCUUUGACACAGCAGAGGUGUAUGCCUCCGGCAGGGCUGAAAUCACCCUGGGGAACAUCAUCAAGAAGAAAGGAUGGAGGCGGUCUAGUUAUGUCGUGACAACCAAGAUCUACUGGGGAGGGCAGGCGGAGACGGAAAGGGGACUCUCCAGAAAGCACAUCAUUGAAGGUUUGAGAGGAUCCUUGUCCAGACUCCAGUUGGAUUAUGUGGACAUGGUCUUUGCCAACCGUAAUGAUGUCAACAGCCCUAUGGAAGAGAUAGUCCGGGCCAUGACCUUUGUAAUAAAUCAGGGCAUGGCAAUGUACUGGGGCACCUCUCGCUGGAGUCCCAUGGAGAUCAUGGAGGCGUACUCAGUGGCGCGUCAGUUUAACCUGAUCCCACCAGUAUGUGAGCAGGCUGAGUAUCACUACUUCAAGAGGGACAAGGUGGAGGUGCAGCUCCCUGAGCUCUACCACAAGAUAGGUGUAGGGGCAAUGACCUGGUCUCCCCUUGCAUGUGGGCUGAUCACAGGGAAGUACAAUGAGGGUGUACCUGACAUCUCCAGGGCUAACAUAAAAGGUUACCAGUGGCUGAAGGAGCGGGUCAACAGCGAGGAGGGACGCAAGCAGCUGGCCAAGAUCAAAGAGCUCCGCCUAAUGGCUGACAGACUAGGCUGCACCUCCGCACAGCUGGCCAUCGCCUGGUGUCUGCGCAGUGAGGGAGUGAGCUCAGUGCUGCUCGGUGUCUCCAAUACUGACCAGCUGAUGGAAAACCUGGGUGCCCUUAGGCUUAUUUCACAGAUGACUCCUCAGACCGUGGCUGAGAUUGACUCACUCUUGGGAAACAAGCCCCACUCCAAGAAAGAGCCACGAGCAUGAAGAGGAACCGAUGGAGUAAAGGACAGAGUCAGAGAAAGAUGACGAAAAAGUGAUGGCGUCGAGGAACAUCGCUCUUUCACCCUCCAGUAUAAUCAACAACCUGCAUGUCCUCAACAACAUUGUGCUUCCAGUAUUUGCGCAUAUCCAUUCGGCGCAUUGCAUUGUAUCAUGUAUGAGAAAAAAAAAUCUAUAUUUUAAUGUGCAAAAACAAUGAUUAGAUCAGAUAUAUUACAGAUCCCUCACUGACUGAUAAUGUCCACAAACAGAAGGUGAGGCAGGUAGCCUAGCGUUUAAGAGUGUUGGGCCAGUAACCGAAAGGUCGCUGGUUUGAAACCCUGAACCGACUAGGUGAAAAUCUGUUCGAUAUGCCCUUGAGCAAGGCACUUAACCCCGUAAGUCACUCUGCAUAAAAGUCUCUGC
Oncorhynchus masou masou (cherry salmon) is the source of this 2854-nucleotide messenger RNA. Its product is annotated as voltage-gated potassium channel subunit beta-3-like. Gene Ontology annotation, cellular component: membrane; cytoplasm; voltage-gated potassium channel complex. The transcript has 14 exons. Gene Ontology annotation, biological process: regulation of potassium ion transmembrane transport; potassium ion transport. The record is from RefSeq and is a predicted model, not a curated record. Lineage: Eukaryota; Metazoa; Chordata; Actinopteri; Salmoniformes; Salmonidae. Gene Ontology annotation, molecular function: potassium channel regulator activity; transmembrane transporter binding; voltage-gated potassium channel activity. The coding region runs from base 1208 to 2434 and encodes 408 amino acids.